UAGUGACUAUGUUAGCAUUUUUCAAACGUGUUGUUCAAUUUUCACCAUUAUGGAGAUAUUUUUGUGUCACCCUUCAAGCGUAGGAAAAAAAAUCGUUGACAUUAAAUUUUAGCUUAACUAUGAGAGAUUAAUGGAUUAUAUCCACACGAUUUAUUGAUAGAAUCUUUGUUAAGAGUUCAUAAAAGUUGUUAAUUAUCCUUUAUAUUGUUAUAAUAAUUGUUUUUAGUUUAAUUUUCUGGUUGGAAUAGGUUCAAAAAGGGUUAUAACUUUCUAUAGAAGUCAUUAUGGCUGAAACGGUUGAAGAUCCAUUAAUAAGUCACAUAUAUAGUAAGUUCGGUAGUAAUGGUACAGAAUUAAAAUCUGAUUCAGGAAUUCUAUCGAAUCAAAGUUUAUCUACUACUAAUAUUGAUACAAGUCUUAAUCCAAAUAUAACUUAUGAUACAACAGAUAAUAUAAAUAAUCAAAAAUUACGUAGAGUAAGUCGACCUCCUACAUUAAGAAUCAUUCCUCCAUUAAAUUUUUGUCCUGUUGAAAAACAACUCUAUAGAUCGGGUCAACCAUCUAUAAUAAAUCAAUCAUUUCUACAGGAAUUGAAUUUAAAAACUAUUGUAUGGCUUGCCAAUGAAGAACCAAAUGAUGAUUUUCUUGAAUUUUGUCAAUUUAAUAAUAUAAAUAUUGAAUUUGUAGGAAUCAUUAACGAAUAUUAUGAUCAUGAUAAUAAUAAUACCCCAAAUCAUAUAGCUGUUAAUCCUUGGGAUUCACUUAAUGAGUCAACUAUAAAGAAAGCAUUAGAAAUCAUAUUGAAUAAAGAAAAUUAUCCACUAUUAACUUGUUGUGGAAUGGGAAGGCAUAGAACAGGAACAGUUAUUGGAUGUCUAAGACGUUUACAAGGUUGGAAUUUAGCCAGUGUUUCAGAAGAAUAUAGAAGAUUUACAGGAGCUAGAGGUGGUAGAAUCUUGGUAGAAUUAUUAAUCGAAAGUUUUGAUAUUACUAGUGUAGAUAUAGAUUCUACUAAGGCACCGGAUUGGCUAGAUAUUUAAUAAUAUAGUCAUAAGCUUAUUGUUAAUACAAGUACAUUUCAUUUCUUCUGGAUACCUUAUAUAAUUACAAACUAUAUAUAUGCAUAUAUAUUUCAUCUGAUUGCAUAGUAUAAUUCUUCUUCUCCUAGUAUUAAUAAUUUAAAACAUUUCCCCGGCUAUAAUACAGUAUAACACGUAAAAAUCCCGGCCAUUCACCGAAGUGUCAACCUUAGUGCAACUAUACAACUCCGCUUCAUGAAAGUUGCUAAUUGGGUUAGGUUGGGUUGGGUGUGUACAUAAGGCUGAUACCGUGCCAAAGUACACGACUCCGAUUGCCCCCCUUAGAUAUCCUUUAUCGUUUAUACUAAAGUCAUUCAUCAUUUAAUUAUGAAGACCUAUACUAAUUCUUACAG
Molecule: messenger RNA, 1432 nt
Organism: Scheffersomyces amazonensis
Lineage: Eukaryota; Fungi; Ascomycota; Pichiomycetes; Serinales; Debaryomycetaceae
Gene: OCA1
Product: putative tyrosine protein phosphatase
Exons: 1
Coding region: 285-1040 (251 amino acids)
Biological process (GO): protein dephosphorylation
Molecular function (GO): phosphatase activity
Source: RefSeq, a predicted model, not a curated record